This is a messenger RNA of Sorex araneus (European shrew), 756 nucleotides long. Its product is annotated as testis-expressed protein 47-like. NCBI's taxonomy places the organism in Eukaryota, Metazoa, Chordata, Mammalia, Eulipotyphla, Soricidae. The coding region runs from base 1 to 756 and encodes 251 amino acids. The transcript is spliced from 2 exons. The record is from RefSeq and is a predicted model, not a curated record.
AUGGUCGAAUGGCCAGGACCCCGACAUCUGGUGCCUGAACAGGAUCAGCGUGGACGUGGACAACACGGACAUUGCUGGAGGAAGAUGGCAGUCCACUUUUGGACCAUGACACUCCUUGUGGUCACCAUGAAUGCCACCGGACACCAGUCAUACAACCUCACUCAGGAACUCAGUCUUGUGGGGAAAGACAUUUCUGACUACUAUGAACAACUGUUUCAGUCAAUUUCAAAACAUCACAUUGGAGAAGCUGUGACAGGAUUAUUGCUAAUCUAUCCUACUACUCUUCUACACAUAUUAGAGUCCUCCAAUGAUAAUCUUCUAAAUAUUCUUUCCGAUUAUGUUGAAGUUAAAAAGAAUAAAACAGAUUAUUUUAUCCAAGGAAUGAAAAUUAUAGUUGUGUCCCACAAUAUCCCAACAAGGAUUUUUGUGCAAUGGUAUACUUCAUUAAUAAAUGUGCCAGUAAUGUAUCUCGGUGAUGUAACACAAUCACAGUCUUUAGAGGAAGUUGUCAAAGAGUUUCUUAAACAAAUUCAUAAACUGGCAGUCUACAUUUUUAACACCAUUAAAGUGGGCAAUAACGUGCCAGAUGACUUGCACAAAACUGUACCUGAAUUACUCCUCCCAGAGCAAGUAAUAAUGUAUUUGUACAAAUCUAAAGAUUUCAUGGAUCCAGAAACUUUCAUAAACAUGUACAAUAAUCCCAUUCAUAUCAUCUCAGAUUCUGAGAUUGUAUGGCCUGCUCCGACCCGAUUCUAG